CUCAUCAGAUCCCUAAACUCGUGUAGCUUCCUAGAGAAGAAUUUAGCGAAAUCCCAAUACUACCCUUCUCAAAAAUGAAAGUUUCCCCCCCUUCUCGAAAACGGUACCAAUAGUGGCGCGUCUUUAAAACCUUAUUUAGGGUUUCAAAUUCACUCAUUUCACAUCACUCUCACACCACAAUCGUUUCAAUCAAAUUAGGGUUUCGUUCUCUCGUUCUCUUCUCCGUUCAAUUCGCGAUUAUUUCAAAAGUGAUUUUUUCAAAAAGCGAUUAUGGCCGUGAAUCUAACUCAGGGUGCGAUAGUAACGAUGUGUUUCACAUCGGAAGAUUUGCACCCGGUGUUACAAGUUAUCGAUUUGAAGCUUGUUCAGUCGCAGCAGAAUAGUGGUACUGAGAGAUACCGAGUCGUUCUCUCCGAUGGUUUGCAUUAUCAACAAGGAAUGCUCGCUACACAGAAGAAUGAGUUGGUUCAUUCUGGAAGGUUGCAGAAAGGUUCCAUUGUUAAGCUUUCUCAGUUCAUCUGUAACGUUGUUCAGAAUCGCAAAAUUAUCAUCAUAGUUGAUUUGGAUGUUAUAAUGGACAAAUGUGACUUGAUUGGAAAACCUGACCCGGCACCAAAAGAAGAUCCUGCACAAUCUGCUGUGAGUCAUGCAGGAAAUGUACAAUCAGCUGCUGGUCAUUUAGGAAGCAAUGCUGGAAACUCACAGUAUUUGAACAGUGGUUCCCAUACAGGUGGUGGUGUUAAUGUUAGACCAAAUGUAGCUCUGCCAUCUAUGGAUCGUCCGACCGUGAAUCCUCCAGCUAGCGUUGUUUAUUCUAACGGUUCUGGAUCUGCAAGAUACGGUGCAUCUAAUGCCCCUCCACCUUAUCCUAAACCUGAGCCUGGAGUCAGUUUGAACAGACCAGCGUCAGUGAAUGGGUCUUCUGGUGAACAGAAUACAAGUUUCCGCAAUCCACUAUGUGAGACUUCAAGACCAGUGCAAAAUUCUUAUGUUCGCCCUCCUCAGCCUGUGAACCAACAGCCAUCUCCUAUGUACAACAGAGGGCCUACAGGAAGAAAUGAUGCUCCUCCAAGGAUAAUUCCCAUAUCUGCUUUGAAUCCAUAUCAGAAUAUGUGGACAAUUAAAGCCAGAGUAACAGCUAAGGGAGAACUUAGGACCUAUACCAAUUCCCGAGGUCAGGGAAAAGUAUUUUCUUUUGAUCUUUUGGAUUCCGACCGUGGAGAAAUACGGGCAACUUGCUUUAAUACCGUGGCUGAACAGUUCUAUAAUGUAAUUGAAGUUGGUAAAGUCUAUCUGGUUUCCAGGGGAAGUCUGAAGCCAGCUCAGAAGAAUUUUAAUCACCUACCUAAUGAUCAAGAGAUAACUCUUGAUAUCACAUCAGUUAUACAGCCAUGCGUUGAUGAUAACUCAAUUCUACAACAGAUCUACAAUUUCCGUCCCAUUGGUGACAUUGAAAAUAUGCAAAACAACAGCAUUGUGGAUGUGAUUGCCGUGGUUACUUCUAUCAGUCCUACAGCAUCAAUCAUCAGAAAAAAUGGCACUGAAACACAGAAGAGAUCUCUGCAGUUGAAAGACAUGUCUGGCCGAAGUGUUGAAUUAACUGUAUGGGGGAGUUUUUGCAAUACAGAAGGACAAAAGCUGCAAAAUAUUUGCGACUCUGGGGAAUUUCCAAUUUUGGUUGUAAAAUCUGCCAGAGUAAAUGAUUUCAACGGGAAAUCUAUUGGGACCAUUGCCACCAGCCAAUUAUUGGUAGAACCUGAUUUUCCGGAGGCUUUUACACUGAGGGGAUGGUUUGACCAGGAAGGGAGGAAUGUUCCAAGUCAAUCUAUUUCCAGAGAAUCAUCUAGUUUUGGUAAAAGUGAAGUGCAGAAGACUAUAUCUCAAAUUAAAGAUGAAAACUUAGGGACUUCAGACAAGCCUGAUUGGAUAUCUAUAUGUGCAAAUGUUGUAUUUUUUAAAUAUGAUAAUUUUUACUACACAGCUUGUCCUAACAUGAUAGGAGAUAGGAAAUGUAAUAAAAAGGUUACCGACAAUGGGGAUAAGACAUGGCACUGUGAAAGGUGUGAUACGUCUCUUUCUUGUGAUUAUAGAUACUUGCUGCAAAUGCAGAUACAAGAUCACACUGGCAUGACAUGGGUUACUGCUUUUCAGGAAGGCGGCGAGGACAUCAUGGGUAUGCCCGCAAAAGAUUUGUUUUCUGUGAAAUUUGAAGAAAAAGAUGAAGAAAAAUUUAAAGAAAUCAUUAGUAAGGUUGUCUUCACGAAAUACAUGUUCAAGUUAAAAGUAAAAGAGGAGACAUUCAAUGACGAAGCACGUGUUAAGUCAACUGUAGUGAAAGCAGAGAAGAUUGUUAACUUUGCAUCUGAAUCUAAAUCUCUUCUGGAUUUGAUUGAUAAACUUAAGUCUGAGAAAGCAGAAGGUACCACUAUUAACUCUGCUAUCAACACAACUGGACCGGGGAGCCUUCCAAUUGGACAAGCUACGCCACCAGUAUAUAAUCCUAUAAACAGCAACACUAAUACUGGUAGAGAUUAUGGGACCCCAGCAAAUCAAGUGAGUCAGUAUGGAAACCAACAUAACAGUUCUUUUGCUUCAUCAGGUGCUCCUGGUUCAUAUAUGUCAUGCAGCAAUUGUGGAGGCUCUGAUCAUAGCUCUGCACAAUGCCUACAUCUUAGAAAUCCGCCUGAACAGACUGCUGGGGGGGCCUACGUCAACACGGUGUCUGGAUCAGGUGGUGCUUCGGGUAAGUGCUAUAAAUGCCAACAACCUGGACAUUGGGCGAGCAACUGUCCUAGUAUGAGUGCCGCCAACAGGGUAUCUGGUGGAUCCGGUGGUGCUUCAGGUAAUUGCUAUAAAUGCAACCAGCCUGGACAUUGGGCGAACAACUGUCCCAAUAUGAGUGCAGCACCUCAAUCUCAUGGAAACAGUAAUACAGGGCAAGGAAGAUAUGGUAUUGCUCAAAAUCAGCCGGAUGGAAGAUGUUGAAAUUUGGCUAUACACUACUUUUUGAACCGGGUUUAUGUGGUGUUCAUUUCUAUAUUUUUUUUUUUUGAAGUCAUGUCUUAAAAGUUGUCUUUACUCUUGAGUAUGUGAUAUAGAUGACAUAAUUAUGUGGUAUUUGAUGUGGCAUUUCUUGUGCCGAACUUUUGCAAAAUGCCACUUGCAUCUAUUAAUUUCAGCCCUCAUGUCUUUUCCUUUUAGCUGUUACAAUUGAUCAAAAUAGUGAUAUGCAUAUUUAACUGCUUGCUCA
Medicago truncatula (barrel medic) is the source of this 3250-nucleotide messenger RNA. RefSeq names its product replication protein A 70 kDa DNA-binding subunit E. The coding region runs from base 271 to 2985 and encodes 904 amino acids. The record is from RefSeq and is a predicted model, not a curated record. Lineage: Eukaryota; Viridiplantae; Streptophyta; Magnoliopsida; Fabales; Fabaceae. The transcript is spliced from 2 exons. Gene Ontology annotation, cellular component: DNA replication factor A complex; nucleus. Gene Ontology annotation, molecular function: damaged DNA binding; zinc ion binding; single-stranded telomeric DNA binding. Gene Ontology annotation, biological process: nucleotide-excision repair; telomere maintenance via telomerase; double-strand break repair via homologous recombination.